AUGUCUGAUCGCCACAAGCCGCGACGAGGCCUUCUGUGUGUGCGGUGCCGGGCCCGCAAGGUCCGCUGCGACAACCAGUCGCCGUGUGGCGUGUGUGCCAAAGAGGGCACCGAGUGUAUCCGUACCUCCCAGGACCGGCGCAAGGAGCGGUACUCGCAAGCGUUUGUUGACGGGUUACAGGCGAAAGCCACUAAGCUCGAGGCAGUGGUGGCAGCGGUGCGCCAGGCGCUUGCCGACAGCGACAACCCCCGCGACCAGAGGAAGCCCGAUAGUGGGGUGUAUGGUCCUACCCUGGUGUUCAAUACUGAACCUACCGCUCCCUAUGAUGAAGGAGAACACUUGGUGAUUAGGCAAUUGAACCAGGACCCCGUCAUUGUCGAGUGCUUGCAGCAGUUCUUCAAAUGGCAGUACCCGGGCCAUUUCGCCUAUAUCAUCAGACUGGGCUUUCUCCACGAGUUCUUAAACCCGCAACCGCAUUUCAUCUACUGCUCGUCCGAGCUCGUGUAUGCGCUUGCCGCUAUGGGGGCGCUGAUCGCCGAUGACCCCAAUAUCAAGCUGAGGGCGAUUGACUUUUACACCAAAGCCCGCACCAGAUUGCUUAGUGGAGGGCCUACUGGUAAAUUCGAUCGCCCGCUGGUGGCACUGAUGCACGCUUUAUUGGUAUUGCUGUUCUUUGACUUGAGCCAUGGCCAUAACUCUCUGCUGUGGAUGCUCUCCGGUUUAGGCGUGAGAAUGGGGUUUGAUUUGGGGUUCCACCUCCACCCUGAGUCAGUGUUUACCGCUCCAUCGAACCCUGCUUCCCCUGAGUAUAUUGCCAUCAGACUGAGAGUGUUUUGGGGUGCCUAUAUGGCCGACCAUUUCGUGUCAUUAGUGUUUGGUCGCCCCACCCAGCUUAAGAAAUCAGACGCGUGGACAGCUGAACCCGAGGAUGUAAGAGAACUGCUGGGAGUAUCACCAGAGUACUUGUUCAUCAGUAACAGUGCUGACGGCGAAGCACCCUACCUGGGGAUCCCCAUCGCGCUGAUGGUCACGUUGAUCGAUAUCUGCAACGCCCUGAUCGACGACAUCUUCAAUUUGGGUGCUGCUCGCCACAAACUCGCCGCCCGCUACGCCAAUAAGCUCGAAGUGGUGCGCCAGUUUAAUCACCAGAUGAUCCAGUGGCGGUGUCUGCUCCCCCUUGAGCUCCAGUGGACUCCCCGCAACGUGGCCGUGGGAGCGGAUAACCCCACUAAGCUCCUGAUCCGGCUCUACUACUAUAUGGCGCUUCUCUGUCUCAACCGCCCGUUCUUGGACGUGGGGGUUGACGGCAACGACAUCAGUAGUCCGCGGGCAGUGGUGCUCCAAGCAGUGGAUGAAGUGUUAGGGUGUGUCACUCGGUUCAGAGACGUCCACGGACUUCAAAAAGCUCUGAUCUACGUGGUCUACGCCCUCGUAUUCCUGGUAUCAGUGCUUUUGAUUCUCAGACCACCACUCACUCCCUGGGAGCGCCAGCCGCAAAUUGACCUCAUCAUGGGCUACAUCCACGAACUCUCGUCUACGUGGAACUUAGCGGGCAAGUGCUACGACCAGCUUAUCCGCAAAAUGAACAGCCAGGUGUCCGCGCCGUCGCUGGUGCCCGAAGUGACGAGCCAGGGCCUGCCACAAUACUACGUCGACGACCCUGCCGGCUUGGCAGCGAUGUCGCAGCCACCCCAAUCCAUCCCGGGUCUGGUAGGACCGCCGAUGUUCUUAGGGCUGGACUUUAUGGUCAACGACUGGGAACCGAUCUUCCUCCCCUACCACGAUACCAUGGGGGCACGGCCCCAAUAA
Messenger RNA from Diutina rugosa, 1809 nucleotides. RefSeq lists its product as uncharacterized. Gene Ontology annotation, molecular function: zinc ion binding; DNA binding; DNA-binding transcription factor activity, RNA polymerase II-specific. Gene Ontology annotation, biological process: regulation of DNA-templated transcription; DNA-templated transcription. The transcript has a single exon. Bases 1 to 1809 code for a protein of 602 amino acids. NCBI's taxonomy places the organism in Eukaryota, Fungi, Ascomycota, Pichiomycetes, Serinales, Debaryomycetaceae. The record is from RefSeq and is a predicted model, not a curated record.